UACAGAAUGAAAUCAAAAUGGCGACGCACAACAAAAAUAUCUCAUGAAAUAUGCCAAGGAGGAAAAAUGGGGAGAUUCCCCUACCCGACGGCUGGGAAGAAGGUCGAGAUUUUGACGGAAAAGUUUUCUUCGUAAAUCACAAUACCCAGCAGACGACAUGGAUUGAUCCUAGAGACAGGUACACCAAGCCUCAAACCUUCUCCGACUGUGUUGGAGAUGAAUUGCCAUAUGGAUGGGAGGAGGUGUAUGAUCAACAGAUUGGUGUCUACUAUGUAGAUCAUAUUAAUAAAACAAACCAGCUUGAAGAUCCCAGGCAGCAAUGGAGGUCGGAACAAGAUGCGAUGUUAAAGGAGUACCUUGGCACUGCAAAUGAUGACCUUGAGGCCAAGAAAGAGAUCUGCACAGUUAAGGAACAGAGGCUGCAGCUGGCCCAGGAUGAGUACCAGCAUCUCCAUGACACGCUUACUGGCUGGAAGUCCUCCAGAACUAGUUUGAACUCCAACUCGAGUGUGGGCAGUACAAAGUAUGACCCAGACCUGCUGAAGGCCGAUGUAAUGCUUGCGAGGAAGCGUGUGGACAGGCUCCGGCAUGAACUCGCCCAGAUACAGGCAGAGAUGCAAUACAAACAGAAGGGUUACGACACUCUUGUCAGGGUUGAUGAGAAGUUGUCCCAGCCUGGAGCGGGCUACAGUGCAGAGGAGGCUCGGCGGAUUAUUGAAGAAAUGAAGUCCAUACAGGUCUGUCUGCAUUCCGGGGAACGCGAGAGGCUUGAACUUAUGCAGUCUCUGGCAAGGUUGAAGGAGGACUUCAUGCAUGGGAAGGUGGGUGGGUCCUCUCCCGAUGUGUCCACUCUGUGUAUUCCUCAGGAGAAGUCCACCACAGCCUCACAGACCGAUCUGCGUGGUGGAGAGUUUGGUAUGAAGAGCAGCCGAUACCUGGCGGAAGUGACGAGACUUCGACUGCAGUAUGAUGAGGAGAAACACCGGUUGUCCCACCUAAAACACAUGUUGGCUGACCUGGAGGAUGAUAUGAUCCCUGGACAGAAUGAGUCAGACAAGGACAGGUUGUUGCUGGUUCAGGAGAAGGAGCAGUUGUUACGAGAGCUUAGGGGGAUCAACCCCCGGGGCCGGAGCCAGGAGGAGAUAGACGCCACCCACCAGCAUAUACAUCAGCUCUCACUCGACCUCAGUCAUGCCAAAGAGAUCUCUAGCAAACAGAUUGCCGAAAGGUUGAAGAAACAAGAAAAGAAAACAGAAAUAUUGAAGGAGCUUGCUGAAACAACUAAAAAAACAACGAUGCUUGAAUCUCAGCUCAAAAGUAUGUCAAUGAGCACCUUGUCAAUUUCCUCAGGCUCCAGCCUUGGCAGUGUCGGGUCCCUGGGCUCUUUGUCAGAGAGCAGUCGGGGCUCCCUCAACUCCCUUGGGCUCCCAGACUACCCAAGCUACAGCUCCAGUGGGUCCAGUCUGCAGGAUCUACACCGAAGAGUUGAGAAGCUCCUCCAGGGUCAUAGCAGUAGCAUAUCACCUAUACAUGAGAGCCCGGUGACUGUAAGCCCAGAUGUGAUGGCUGCAGCAACCGGGGGCUAUCUGGAGAGCGUGCUUGGCAGUAGUAAUCAAGAUAUUCCUUCGGCGAUGGGGUUAAACAUGCAUGGAUAUGGUGUACACGGAAUGCAUGGUGGUAGUAUGAUGAACAUGGGCUCAGCAGUGCCUCUUUACAGUACAAAUGUGCCAAACCACAGUGCAAAUGUGCUAAACUAUGGUGGUCUCAUGCCAUCUUCCAUGGGUAAUCUACCAGUGUCAAAUUACUCCAGUGUGCAUCUAGGCAGUGGCCAUGGUCUGUCUGGAAGUACCGGACAUUUACCUUUAGUGUCAUUAGCCUCCGCUUCCUCUCAUUCAUCAUUGACAUCAGUGUCGCCACCCACCUCCCCAUACGAUGUUGGCCCUCCGCCCACAUACGGUCAGCAUAUGAAUAGCGGUGUGCCAAAUGUCACCAAGCCCCCACCCCCCUACGUCCCUCAGGGACGAACUGCUCCCCCGCCCCCCUCCAUCUCUCCAGGCUAUGUAAAUAAUCCUGCAGUCUCAUUACCCCCCUAUGUACCUCAAGUCAGCAGCAACCAAUCAAAAAUGGCCUCUGAUGCAGCAGCAUUAGGUGCAGCUACGUCAAUAACUGCGCAUACUCAGUCAAAAUCAGACUCUUGUCAAACAAGCGGUGGAGUAUUGACUUCAAACUUUGUAUUACCGUCUCAUCAGAGUUUAGAUGUGAAUAGUGACUCCAUGUAUAGCAAUAUUGUGAAAAGAAAAGCAUACUCAGAUGGGGCGGAGAUUGGCUCAAACCCUCCCCUCAGCCCCAUCAGUGAAACAAGUUCGGGCGUGUGUAACAUCUUGUCAUGUGGAAAUACCCGGAGCGUGUCGGCGGCUGUCAGUGAUGAGUCAGUAGCGGGAGACAGCGGAGUAUUUGACGCUGUUGUGAAAAGGGACAUGUUGGAUGAGGUGUUAGAGAUGGGCUUGGAGAGUGCUCAGAUACAGAUCAAACUCAAGUAUGAGACUGUUGAUGGUCGACUGAUCGUUGGACUUGAGCAGGCCAGGAACCUCUCAGCCCUGCAGUUCCCAGACAGAUCUAAAGUGUGCAUCAAAGCUGCUUUACUCCCGAGCCCGGAUCAUUCAUGGGUGACAGAGUCUAAGUCUGACGUGAAGAACCCGCGGUUCAGUGACAUGUUCCAGAUGGUAAUCAACCGGAAUAUCCUCCUGACGAAGACACUGCAGGUGAUGGUCAUGUGUCUCCAGGAGGGAAAGCCGGAUGAGUGCUUUGGUUGUGCGUCUGUCAGUAUGGCAGACUUUGACCCCAAGGAUGUGAUAUCUGUACGAUGGUACAACGUGCUGAGCUUCAAGUUUAUGCAGCCCGACACUAGCACGAGUGCAGGGGGUCGGAGAGUGGUCGAGACAGAGAGGAAUGGGCAUGAUGCCUCCCGCAUCACGUACAGCAUGUCCGAGACCAGCAGUCAAUCAGCAACUUCUACAUUGACGAUAAUGAGUGAUAAAGUGACACGACUGCUUGAAGCAUCGUCUGCUCGACUGAGGCGAGUUCAACACAGCUCUGAGGAAAGGGACAGUGGAUACCACACGCAUCCGAUGGUUUCGAGUCUGAAGGAGGAGAGCAGUGAUGAGUCUACCGUGAUAUCUUCCCAGACAUCCACGCUCACCCGGAACCAGGGGCCUGACGAGAUGGAGGAGCAUGGGGGUGGGGACGCGGUCACCCAGAUUGCUUCCCUUGGGGUAGGGAUGGAUGGUGGCCUCGGAGAUGAGGAAGACGAUGAUAUAGAAGACGAUGAUUUGGAGUAUGAAGGUCUAGAUACAGCGGAGGAUGUGAUACAGGGCCUGGAACAGACUCUGGAGGGUAUAUGUAUCAGUGAGGGUUAUACCGACCAGGACGACACACUCCGUACAGAGACCGCUGACAAAGAGACGAACACCAUCAACGUGCGGAACAAAGGGGCGGAGGCGCGACAGGAGGGACGGAACAGUAACAUUCGACGAUCACAGACCUUCUCUCCAGCGUGUCGGCCAGGCGGGAAACAUGUGGUCAAGUUGAACCGUAGUGACAGUGACAGUUCCAUGCCUCUGUAUAAGCGAGGGCCGUUCCAGAGGAACUCCGUACAGAGACGGAGUCAAAGGUGGAAGAGGUUCCCGAGCAGUAUCGGAGUGCGGGGUGGUAAGGUUGUGACGCGGACCUCCCUCGACAUGGAACUGGACCUGCAGGCAUCCCAGACACGCCUCUGUCACCUGCAGGACGAGAACACGAGACUUCGAGAGCUCAAGAAGAAAAUUGAGGAAGCAAAGUCAAGGGGUGAAACAGAGCUGCCCGCCUGGCUGUCCGAUGACGAGCACUUCCAGAGUCUUCUCAGUGAAGCAGACAAAGUGACGUGGCAAUUUUUCCAAGAGCACAUUGAACGUCAGCGUGAGGAGCUAGGUUCAAUGACAGUACAAGAGCGACGGGCUGAACAGUUAAUGAAGCGCGUUACCCGUGACGUGCAUCGCCUGAAACGCAACCACCCUAAUGCCCUUAGCACUUCCUUUAGAUUGGGACAAAGUAGAUUGAGAAAAGCUGGCGUACAUUACCACAGUGAACAUGCAGGUCCCCGUGAUUCCAACAGAUAACACAUCCCCGAACGGCGAGACAGUCAGUCAAGGGGAGGAACUCCGGGUACGGGAAAUACUCAAGGGUGACCAGCGUGAGGGACAUGAAGUCUGAAACACAGACAGACCAGCGAUGCAUUGAUCUUUUACUCAAAUGUAUUAUUCUAAGAUGAAUUUUGUGACAUUCAUUGCAUGUGCCAAUCUUAUUAGCAAGGACAAACAUCGACACUUGUAGUAUUAAAUAUGGAUUGGGUUAAGACUUAUAGAAAGAAAAUGUUUGAGAUCACACAGAAAUUCAUGGAGAAAUUUAUAAUUAUUACAAAUUGUCAUUUUGUUAUGAAACCUUGCACUUUAACAUGUUACUGGUAUGAUUUUAUGAUAUUUUAGUGAAAGAGUUACUCUCUUAGAUGUAAGUUCUUGUGUGUGAAGAUCAUAAGCCAAAGAUAAUAUUUCAAGAUAUACUGGACUCCCUUUAAAUUGUUUUAAAGUUAAAUGUUUUGUAGGGUAUUACGUGGUUGUAGUUGUAGAUGUUUUAGUAUCUGUAGAAAGAAUGCAUAUUUCGAAGUUCCAGUACACAUAGCCUGGUAAUUACUGAGGUUGUUGUGAAAAAGCCACUAUGAAAUUGGUAAAAUUUAGGCCAGUAAAUAUUUCUGUUUUGAAACCAUGCUGUAGAACUUGAUACAACAUAGAAGAGUUUAUUCAAAGCUGUAGAGCCUUUUACAGGGUUGUAGAGCAUAAAAAGAGCUUUAGAGCUUAAGAUAGAUCUGUAGAGUUUGAUACAAUGCUUUAGAGCUGGAAACAAUGCUGUAGAGCUUUAUACAAAGCUUUAGAGUUUGAUACAGAGCUGUAGAGCUUGAUGCAAUUAUGUAGAGCUUGAAACAGAGCUUUAGAACUUGAUAAGAGCUGAAGAACUUGAAACAGAGCUUUAGACCUUGAAACAUUGCUUGAUGCAAAGCUGUAGAGCUUGAUUUAAAGCUGUAGAGCUUGAUUCAAAGCUAUAGAGCUUGAUACGAGCUGUACAACUCUAUAUGGUGCCAGUUCUGUAGCCUAGUAACAGCUCAAGCGAACUGUUAUUUGCAUGUUACAUGUAUUUUAAAAACACAUGUACAAACACUCAACAGCAUAAAAUAUGAACAAAUGUAAAACUAUGACUUUUUGUCAAUUAAAAGAAAUUUGCCAAAAAGGAUGGAAGGAUAACACCAUUUAAUUGAUAACAAAAAGAUUUUGAUGUACAAAUGUUUGAAGUAAUCAAUAUGAAACUGAUACAAAUCCUAGUACCUGAUGUUCAGGUUGCUUUUUGAUACAUAAUUUGCUCCCACCAGUACUCGAUUUGCCAAGUGCCUCAUCAUCAUCAUCAAUGGGACAAUUUAAACAGCAAAAUUUUGUUUUCUAUGGUGUCGCCAAUACAACAAACUCAUAAAUUCAACUUGUGUAAAAUGACAUAGAAGAAACAACAAUGGGCCGAUUAUUGGGAACUUUGUUAAAGUUAACAAAAUUGUUAACUUUUAGCUUGAACUAUUUGGUGAUGUGCUCAUUUAUUUACCAUAUAUAAUGCAAAUAUAGCUCCUGUCAAAUCUUUUUAGAAAAACUGCAGAUCACAAGUGUAUCAAUUGAACUUCCAGUAAAUUAACAAAGAUGGCGUUAACAACGGUAAACAAAGUUCUGCUAAUCGUCCCUUGCCAUUCAGUUAUCCCACGCUCCAUUGUUAAUGGAAUGUAACAUGUGGUAGGCAACAAAGUUUUUUAUAUUGCUGGAUAACAUUUCUGACGCUUAAUUGCAAUGUAUGCGGCAUAUUUUUAUGUGUUUGUGAUUUGAUCGUAACUGACCAAAGUUGUUUAGAAUCGAUUCCUGAGUUUGUAUUUAUGGAUUGUUAUCCUAGUACUGAUAUUGUUUCAAAUUGUAUUUACACAUAUAAAUUAUAAUCUUGAUUUGCAAAUUUGGUAUGGCACUGUUUGUAUGACUUUAUAUUGCAGAAAAGAUAUUCUGGUUGUUAUUAUCCCAUCAUUUUGUCGUUACUUUUCCUCGAGUUUUUUAUGUGUUUGAUAAUUAGUGUCUUUUACAUUAUGGGUUAAAGCUGCACUUUCACAGAUUUACCAUUUUUACAACUUUUUUAUUUUUUGUCUUGGAAAGAGCAAAUUUUUGCGUCGAUAUCUGCAAAUCAAUGAUAAAAGAUUGCUGACAAAAAAUCAGAUUGUAUAUUUUCAUAUAUCCAUUCAAAAAUUAAUGUUUUAUGACUACAGUUUAAGAAAAAUGCAUAAAAUAUCAAUUUUUGAACUCAAAUAUAAAAAUCUGUGAUCUAAUUUUUUGUCAGCAGUCUAAUAUAACUGGUUUACAUGGAUUUUCGCAAAAAUUGGCUCGUUUGAACACAAAAAAUAAAAAAGUUGUCAAAACGUUAAAUCUGUGAGAGUGCAGCUUUAAACUUUAAGCUUGUUGUGAAUAAAUCUUUUGGUACAUUAUUUUUACUAAGAAUUCAACAUGUGAUUGAAAAGAAUGAUGUUGUUAUUAUUUAGCUCCAUAAGCCAGUUCAUGUAUACGAGAUAUUGUGAUAUUUUAUGUACGUUUCCAGUGGAUCUGGUCCUUGUUUUCACAGGUUUGAUAUACAGUUGUACGUCGGAAAAACUUGCAUGUCAGUUUUUCAUGUGUUGUAUUUAUUUUCCUUGCUAUUUGUGCUAUUGUUUUGAGAAAACGGUAUUGAAUUGUGAAAUCAACGGUGUUACUGUUUUAAUAUAAAAACUAUUUUAUCAGAACUGCACUUCUGCAGUAGUAUCCGUUAUUAAAAAGAUCAGUAUUGGUUUUUUUCUAACAAAGCAACAGAAUUAUUUUAAUAUGUUUUUAAUGGAUUUUAUAGUAAUGGAGCUUUAUUUUUAGCUUCCUAAGAAUUGUCUGAUAGUGUAUGGCAAUCUUAACGAUCAUUUUAAAACAGUUUUAGUUAAACAUAGUAACACUCAGUUGAUUUGAAGUUUGGAAUGAAUGACCAAUAUUCUACAUCGCUUUGGAUUGUGAAUCAUCGUUCUUUCAUUUUAUAUUCUAAAAUGAAUCUCAGAUCAUUGUUUCGGCAACAAAUACAACUGUUUAAUGUGGCAAAAAUAGAAAUUGGACACUAGGUUAUAAACAUGUAUACACUUUCGAAGCGAUUAUGCAAUUUUCUGAUUAUUUUCAUUUGAUGAAGGGUUCUGAUCCUAUUUAUUUUCUUCCCAAGUGGCCUUUUGGAAAUAGUGUAUAUAUAUAUAUAUGUGAAGACCAUGUGAGCUAUUUGACAUAGAUUAUAUAUACUAUAUGCAACUAUUUAUGUGUUGAUAUUAGGAUUGAAUGACCCUUGAUGGGCAAUUGUUGUAUUAACAUAAAAUGUAUACAUUUUUAUUUUGCAUAAAAACAAAUAAAAAAUAAAAUUGC
Molecule: messenger RNA, 7526 nt
Organism: Mya arenaria
Lineage: Eukaryota; Metazoa; Mollusca; Bivalvia; Myida; Myidae
Product: protein WWC2-like
Exons: 25
Coding region: 51-4154 (1367 amino acids)
Biological process (GO): regulation of hippo signaling; negative regulation of organ growth; cell migration
Cellular component (GO): cytoplasm
Molecular function (GO): kinase binding; molecular adaptor activity
Source: RefSeq, a predicted model, not a curated record